Molecule: messenger RNA, 4082 nt
Organism: Suricata suricatta (meerkat)
Lineage: Eukaryota; Metazoa; Chordata; Mammalia; Carnivora; Herpestidae
Gene: VANGL2
Product: VANGL planar cell polarity protein 2
Exons: 8
Coding region: 377-1942 (521 amino acids)
Biological process (GO): Wnt signaling pathway, planar cell polarity pathway; multicellular organism development; establishment of planar polarity
Cellular component (GO): plasma membrane
Source: RefSeq, a predicted model, not a curated record
CCCUGCCCCCGGGGCCCCGAGGGGGACAGGCAGCGGUGUGGGACGCAGAGGGGGUGGCCGGCUCCGGAGCCCCCUCCGCGCCGCCCUCGCCCGCGCUGCCCGUCCGCGAGCGCCGAGUUCGCCGCGACCCGGAGCGCUACGGAUACAAAGGCGCAGGGCCGAGCCCAGCGGCACUUCGCGGCGGCGGAGCGUCGCGUGAUUUUCUCUGAGACGAGCCCACCCGUCCAGCAAAAUAGAGUCCCUCAGGGUGACGGUUGAUUUCCUGAAGGUGCCCCUUGGCCUGAAGAAGCCGGUGCUGAAGGAGGUGGCUGUGGGGCCCCCCAAAAGGCCCCAGCCUGUGGCCCUGGAGCGCUACAAGGCGCGGCGUUCAGACGCCAUGGACACCGAGUCCCAGUACUCGGGCUAUUCCUACAAGUCGGGCCACUCCCGCAGCUCCCGCAAGCACAGGGACCGCCGGGACCGCCACCGCUCUAAGAGCCGAGAUGGGAGCCGCGGCGACAAGUCGGUGACGAUCCAGGCCCCAGGGGAGCCCCUGCUGGACAACGAGUCCACACGAGGGGACGAGCGGGAUGACAACUGGGGGGAGACGACCACGGUAGUAACGGGCACUUCAGAGCACAGCAUCUCCCACGAUGACCUCACGCGCAUCGCCAAGGAUAUGGAGGACAGCGUCCCGCUGGACUGCUCCCGGCACCUGGGCGUGGCGGCGGGGGCCACGCUGGCGCUGCUCUCCUUCCUCACGCCGCUGGCCUUCCUGCUGCUGCCCCCGCUGCUGUGGCGGGAGGAGCUGGAGCCGUGCGGGACGGCCUGCGAGGGCCUCUUCAUCUCCGUGGCCUUCAAGCUGCUCAUCCUGCUGCUGGGCAGCUGGGCGCUCUUCUUCCGCCGGCCCAAGGCCUCGCUGCCCCGCGUGUUCGUGCUGCGCGCGCUGCUCAUGGUGCUCGUCUUCCUGCUCGUCGUCUCCUACUGGCUCUUCUACGGCGUGCGCAUCCUGGACGCCCGCGAGCGCAGCUACCAGGGCGUCGUGCAGUUCGCCGUGUCGCUGGUGGACGCCCUGCUCUUCGUGCACUACCUGGCCGUGGUUCUGCUGGAGCUGCGCCAGCUGCAGCCCCAGUUCACGCUCAAGGUCGUGCGCUCCACCGACGGCGCCAGCCGCUUCUACAACGUGGGCCAUCUCAGCAUCCAGCGCGUGGCCGUGUGGAUCCUGGAGAAGUAUUACCAUGACUUCCCUGUCUACAACCCUGCCCUCCUCAACCUGCCCAAGUCCGUCCUGGCCAAGAAAGUGUCUGGCUUCAAGGUGUAUUCCCUCGGAGAGGAAAACAGCACCAACAACUCCACCGGGCAGUCCCGGGCUGUGAUCGCAGCGGCCGCACGCAGACGGGACAACAGUCACAAUGAAUACUACUACGAGGAGGCGGAGCAUGAGCGGAGGGUGCGCAAGCGGAGGGCCAGGCUUGUGGUGGCGGUGGAGGAGGCCUUCACACACAUUAAGCGGCUGCAGGAAGAGGAGCAGAAGAACCCCAGGGAGGUGAUGGACCCCCGGGAGGCCGCCCAGGCCAUCUUUGCCUCCAUGGCCCGUGCCAUGCAGAAGUACCUGCGCACCACCAAGCAGCAGCCGUACCACAGCAUGGAGAGUAUCCUGCAGCACCUGGAGUUCUGCAUCACGCACGACAUGACGCCCAAGGCCUUCCUGGAGCGGUACCUGGCGGCUGGACCCACCAUCCAGUACCACAAGGAGCGCUGGCUGGCCAAGCAGUGGACGCUGGUGAGCGAGGAGCCAGUGACCAACGGGCUCAAGGACGGCAUCGUUUUCCUCUUAAAGCGCCACGACUUCAGCCUGGUGGUGAGCACCAAGAAGGUCCCCUUCUUCAAGCUCUCCGAGGAGUUUGUGGAUCCCAAGUCGCACAAGUUUGUCAUGAGGCUGCAGUCUGAGACGUCGGUGUGACUGAGCAGCGGCAGGGGUGACGCCGGGGCUCCUGCGGGUCGGGGAGGGCUUGGCUCUCACCUCCUGCCGCCCUGCCUCCGCCUGCUCCCGUUUACUUUUACUUGAAUUGACCCCCCUCCCCCACUGCUCCCCCCUCCUAGUUGCUCCGGUGUGAGCGUGGAGAGGCCACCUGCAUUGGCAGUGCCUGGGAAGCUCUCUCUCCCCACCCAGCCCUCACGUGGUGUCAUCGUGCAGGAACUGUGCCUGUCCCCCUCUCCCUCCCGGAUGGCAUUCCCUUCUGAGUGGGCAGGCCCCCCCCGGAGCCCCCACCCCUGAACCAGGCUCUUGCGGCAGUUUUCUCCUCUGGCCCCGAAAGGGUGUCUCCAGGGGACAGACAGACUCCAGAGAGCCACGGUGCCAAACUCCCCCAGACGGCGGGUCAUCCGCUCCUCCUGGCCACCCAGCCCGCCCCUGACACGUGUUGAGUUCCAGGGCAGGGUGCUCUUGCACCCCACCCCCACAUGGCCCAAGUCAGGGUCUCUCUGCCGCGGUCAGCGGGCCCGGCCAUCAAAGCCUCCCUUUACCCCCACACAUAUUCAGAGUGAGGGACAGUCGUGCCCUUCACCCUAAAGUCCCCACCUUCUGUUUCUGGGCUGUAUGGUCCCCUGUGGCCACAGCCAAACUGAAGCAGAAACCCUCUGUGGCCACUCUCCGGGGACGUGGGGGGACCGCACCCGGUCACUGGGUCUGUCCUAGGCAGCCCCCGAGGGAAGGACGGGAGGGACCUGGGAACACGGCUGACCCCUGGCCUCCCAACCUUCGUCCCCACCUGGCCGGGGCGGGUUCCCCUUCCUGGGGAAGGACAGCGAGUCCUCGCGCACAGGUUGAGUGGCCUGCAGACGGUGACCCGACCCCAGAGUCUCGGACGGCGUCUGUCUCUCCCUCCCCCCCCCCCCAGUGUGUCUUUUCUCCGCGCCAGGGACCGGGUGCCUCAUCUCUUUUUGGGGGGUGGGAGCCGGUAGCUCCUCCUCGUCCCCUGCCUUAAGCCCACUUCUUUGCCUCAGGGGUCUCUUUUCCUUGGCUGGCCAGGGUCCCCUCCUCUCCCUGCCUGGUCCUCUGGGCUCUUGUCUCCCUCAGCACUGGGGGGAGGGCCUGGGAUUGCUGCCUUUGUGGGCAUCGGCCCCUCACCCCACUGAGCUUCCGUAGUCUUUACACCUGAUCUGAUUUCUCGAGAGUUUAGGUCUCGUUUUGAGCAAAAUCCACUGGCCUUCGAAGAUGUAUUUUGAGUGUGGAAUCUGAGCCUUUAACUCAGACACCUUUAAAUUCUGUAGUUUUAGCCAAGAGGACUGGAAGCACCUGUAUAUCUCCAGCCCGGUCCACGUGGAGGAACAUUCUGGUGGCUGGUCUGGAGCUGCCCCGGGCCAGGCCUCUGGAUCAUUCACAGUGCCCCCUUUUAGGCCCGUCUUCUCCCAGCCAACCUGCUCCGUGGAGCGCCCCCUGGGCUAGGUCCCCACCGGUCUCUGACGAGGGAGGCUUCCAGUCUGUGUAGGCCAGCCCUGAUGUGAUGGAGCCUAGCGUCCUUGUCUCUCCCUUGUUGUCUGAAAAAGCACAUCUGUCCACCCACCGCUUACUAGAGAAGGGCUCUUCAGUUCAUGCUUAGCCCGGUCCCCACCGCUGUGGGGUGUGGGGCUGACUUAGGCACUGCCUGGGGAAUUACAUCCUGUCCUGGGGGUCGUAGGAAGGCAUCGUCUCUCCGAGGACCAGGUUUUAAGAGGAGCCCCUCUGGGCCACAUUUCUAAAUACCUCACUAUCUUGGAAAACGGGGCCCGGAUGGUGAUUGGGGUCAUUGCCUCUGUGGGCAGGCGUGGGGUGCGUCAGGACGUAAGGACCAGGGCGGGGGUGGGGGGCACAGCGAAAGGCUUUGGGAUCUUUGUUGCUGCCCUAGGUUAGGGGCGGAGGAGUGUUUAUUUUAAGAACCUGCCAUGUUUUUAAUCACUGUGAUUUUUUCAUUCCUUUUUCCUAAAACUAAAGUGUCCCCCCACCUCUCUAAGCACUAAGGGCUGUGGCUGAGAACAGUGUGUCUGGGUCUUCUGCGUCGGAACUGUGGUAUUUUUGUCUUCUUCGAUUAUUAUUAUAAUAAUUAUUAUUUUUUAAAACGUCA